GUCCGUCCGCGAUUGUCGUCAUCGUCGUCGUCGUCGUCGCGGUUUCGUCGUCUCCGUCACCGCGCACCGCUUACUGAGUACUUACACGUUUCGACAGCAACAACAUCUCACAGUGUACGACCGAAAUCCGUCACCAGCCCUGCAGUGUAUUUUGGUAUCGCUGUGUACACUGGUGCGUGCAAUAAUUUCCAUUUGUAUUGUGAGGUUGAGGUCAUGCCCAUGAAUUUGGAUUGCUGAACGCCAGAACAAUACACUUAUACACCUGCGCCUAGACUGUGCUCCUACGGUUAUAGUCGUAAAAUCGUGAUGAUCAAGACUCCGUAUUCAUACAGGUUUUAAACGAUUUGUCAUUCGAGUUGGUUUAUGUCGGACGGUGAGAAAAGAUAAAAGGAUCCAAAAAAAGCAGUCAUGUUGAAACACGUGCACCGAGCAAAAUGUGCCGACACACUUAGCAUUGUGUCUACAGCAAGUUCUUUUAACCAUGAGCCAAUGUCUAGUAGAUGUUCAAGUGUAUCGUCGUUGAACAUUUCAAAUCCAGUUGAUACAAUCAAAGUGUAUACAAAGUGUUUGCGUUCCGACCUCGAGUACAAAACACUUGGACUGGCUUAUACGACGACUUGCAGUGAAGUGAUAUCUAUUCUGCUCAAUAAAUACCGAAUGCGUCACAGAGACCCAAAUUUGUUUUUCAUGACUAUGGAAAUAAAUCUAAGGAAAAUCGGACUCAGAACUGUAUUCGUCCUGGAUAACGAAUCAUGUCCUGCCGUGUUGCAGUCAUGUCACCCCAGAGGAGAAUCGAGGUUUUGCUUGCAAUCCAAAAAAGGUGGCCUUGUGAAGGUUUAUGACGGCGAAUUGAUGCCUGGGUCCAAGUAUAAAAGCCUAUUGAUUUCUGAACGUACGACCGUCGACGAGUUGAUCAGAAUAUUACUUAACUGUUAUAAUAGCAAAGAGCAAGUCGAACAGUUUUCGUUGUACGAGUUAUCGAAAUCCGAAGAAUACCAACGCAAACUCCACCACGAUGAUAUACCAUUGAACGUGCAAUGUUGUUGGCCGCUUAAUAGUGACUACAUUUUCAUCAUUAAAAGGAAUCCAAAUUAUAAGUCGAAACAAGUGCAGACGAUUUGGACCGAACAUCACCAUCAAGAAGAAGAAGCUUCAACGAACGAAUACGAAAAUUUUAUUUAUAUAUAAUAUAAGUAUUUAUGUAUCAAAUUCAUCAUGUAUAUAUACACCGUAAAUGUCACUGUGACCUUGUUAUAUUAUAAUAUUACUAUUAAGCGACUGUUUUUACCGAUAAUAACGGUUUUAAAUAUUUUUCACGAACUUUUACAACAUAAGUUUUUAAGUGCAGAUGUAUGUACAAAAUAUCUAUUAUUUUUUUACUUAUAAAAUAAAUAUCUAUGUGGUAGGUUUUAAUGUAGUGUAAUAUAUAUGGAGCUACUGCACAAUAGUAGUGCAUAGAAGUUUGUUGUUUUGUAAAUGGGUCUCAAAUUUGUGAAUAGUUGAAAAUGCUCUUGUUUUUAGUAAAUGUCGAAAAUAAUUCAGGUAUACGUUUAAAUUGCGACUAAAAUAAUGUAUAAUAUACCUAUAUGUAUACUUACAACAACAGCAUCAAUUAAUAAUUUCAUUAAUGAUAAUAGGUAUAAGCCUAAUAAUGAUUUUGUAUUAAUAAACAAAACUAUGUCUAUUUUACUGUCACAAAAAAAAAAUCUGAUUUUAUUGUUAAAUAUCACUUGAAGGGUACAUAAUUUUAGUCGUUGAUCAAUGCGCCAAACUAAAAUUGAACAUUCUUCUUUUUAAAUUUUUUAUUGUCGUUAUAUUAUACAGUUUUUUUUUUUAAUACCAACAUUAAUUUUUUUUGCACAAUGUCAAAUUAUUAUAAGUUAU
Rhopalosiphum maidis (corn leaf aphid) is the source of this 1884-nucleotide messenger RNA. RefSeq lists its product as uncharacterized. The coding region runs from base 409 to 1188 and encodes 259 amino acids. Gene Ontology annotation, biological process: positive regulation of fibroblast growth factor receptor signaling pathway; positive regulation of epidermal growth factor receptor signaling pathway; signal transduction. NCBI's taxonomy places the organism in Eukaryota, Metazoa, Arthropoda, Insecta, Hemiptera, Aphididae. The transcript has 9 exons. The record is from RefSeq and is a predicted model, not a curated record.